Girardinichthys multiradiatus is the source of this 4380-nucleotide messenger RNA. It is a transcript of the gene msh6, whose product is annotated as mutS homolog 6 (E. coli). Gene Ontology annotation, cellular component: MutSalpha complex; nucleus. The record is from RefSeq and is a predicted model, not a curated record. NCBI's taxonomy places the organism in Eukaryota, Metazoa, Chordata, Actinopteri, Cyprinodontiformes, Goodeidae. Gene Ontology annotation, molecular function: ATP-dependent DNA damage sensor activity; ATP binding; mismatched DNA binding. The transcript has 10 exons. Bases 143 to 4285 code for a protein of 1380 amino acids. Gene Ontology annotation, biological process: mismatch repair.
UUGUUUCCCGCGAGCAGCUUGUUCUCGCGCUGCAGAGGCUAGUAGCUGGAUGCUAGGUGGUGGUCAGGGGAGGAUUAGGGGGGGACUCUAAGUUUGGAAAUUCAUCAGAAACAGAACCAAAGCAGAAGUUAAACGAGACGACAUGGCGAAGCAAAGCUCACUGUUCAACUUUUUCACCAAAUCUCCACCGCCGGUGUCCAAACCGAAGCCGAGUCCAUCCCCGGCUGAGGCGGACCUGCCGAACUCCGUGAAGAAGUCCAACUCGUCUCCCAAAGAGGAAGCAGGACAGAGGCAGAGCCAGCAGCAACAGCAGCCGAGCAAAAACAGUAAAGUUAAACAGAACAGUGGCUCCAAGACUCCAAGCGGGGGAUUCAGGAAACUGUUCGGAGACAAGGCCGCAGCAACUCAAGACAGCUCCAAAUGCUCAUUUAGUGCUGGAGCCCUUGUGUGGGCCAAACUGGAAGGACACCCCUGGUGGCCAUGCAUGGUAGUACCCCAACCUCUGACUGGCCAGCAGAUGAGGGGCAGAGGUCGAGGUCAGCGCUUACACGUUCAUUUCUUUGAUGAACCUCCAACUAGAGGAUGGGUCAGCACCAAAUACAUUAGAGAGUACCAAGGGUCCGACAGCAGCGAUGUUAAACCCGGGGGGAUGUUCUUCAGUAGCAAACCUGUGAUUCGCCGUGCGAUGGAACUUGCUGAUAAAUGGAUUUUUGACAGUCCUGAAGAAAGAUUAAAGAUGCCAAUCUGCACGGAUCCUUCUGAUGAGGAAGAGGAUGAUGAGGAUGAAGAAGAAAUGGAGCUUGACAAGUCAACGGUGACUGAAGAGGUCAGUGACACAGAUGAAAAGAAAAGCGAGGAAGUGAAGCCGCCCAAAGUCAGUCGACAUUCUUCACGUGCUUCCACAGAGCAAGGAGGCAAAGCCAAGCGCCGCCGCAUCAUCGUGGCCUCGGAUAGCGACGGAUCAGACGAGGAGUUUAAACCAGAGCAUGCUGCAUCUAGCAGCGAGGAAGAAGAGGAAGACGCGACGGUGAAUAGUGAAGAGGAGAAGGAGAGCAGCCAAGAGUCUGAAGCUGACAGUCCGGUCAAGCCUGUGAAGCGCAAACGUCCUGCAGAGAAGUCUGUCAGUGAGAAAGCAAAGACACCAGCUACGCCCUCUGCUGCACCUAAACGAGCUCCAACAACAAUCCCAUCUGACACAAAGUCCCGCCUGUCAGCCUUCUCAGCCCCCGACAACUUCGAGAGCCAGGCAAACGGAUCAGGGGCCACAGGAGGUGCAACAAUCUGGGAUCAUGAGAAGCUGGAGUGGCUGCAGGAUGGUAAGAGGAAAGACAGUAAAAGACGUCGUCAGAGCGAGGACGACUACGAUCCCACCACCCUGUAUGUGCCUGAGGACUUUCUGAACAAAAACACUCCUGGUAUGCGUCACUGGUGGCAGCUAAAGUCAGGGAUGUUUGACACUGUGAUUUUCUACAAGGUGGGAAAGUUUUAUGAGCUGUACCACAUGGAUGCUGUGAUUGGAGUCAACGAGCUAAGACUGACAUUCAUGAAAGGGACCUGGGCGCACUCUGGCUUCCCGGAAAUUGGUUUUGCCCGUUUCUCAGUUGUGUUGGUGCAGAAAGGCUAUAAGGUGGCUCGGGUGGAGCAGACCGAGACCCCAGAGAUGAUGGAAGCACGCUGCAAGACUAUGGCCAAGCCCACAAAAUUUGAUCGUGUCGUCAGAAGAGAAGUGUGCCGGAUUAUCACACGUGGAACCCAAACCUACAGCGUGUUGGACGGUGCUCCUUCAGAGAGCCAGAGCAAGUUCCUCUUGAGUUUGAAAGAAAAGGCCGAAGAUGAGAGCUCUGGUCGGCAUCGCUCCUAUGGCGUUUGCUUUGCAGACACAUCAGUGGGUUAUUUCCAUAUUGGUCAGUUCCCAGACGAUCGUCACUGCUCACGGCUGCGCACCCUGAUUGCACACUUUCCACCUGCUGAGGUGCUCUUUGAAAAGGGUAACCCAUCUGCUGAGACCCGCAAAAUACUCAAGGUGUCUCUGUCUUCUGCUCUGCAGGAAGGACUGAAUGCAGGAACACAGUUUUGGGAUGCUCAGAAGACUCUUAAAACCCUCUCAGAGGAGAAUUAUUUUGAGGAGAUGGCUGGAGAAGACUCGAGCAGUUUUCUCCCCACGCUUCUGAAGAGGAUGACCUCAGAGAGCGAUUCCCUGUGCCUAACUCCUAAGGAAGGUUAUGAGUUGGCACUGUCAGCUUUAGGUGGUUGCAUCUUCUACCUGAAAAAAUGUCUGGUAGACAAAGAGUUGCUCUCCAUGGCGAACUUUGAAGAAUACACCCCUGUUGAUGUUGAGUUGGAGCAAGCUGCUGGACCUGCCAGUUUUUUCUCCCAGACCCGUCAGCGAAUGGUCCUCGAUGGAGUUACACUGGCGAACUUGGAAAUCUUCCAGAACGGUUCAGGAGAAACAGAAGGAACACUGUUGGAGCGUUUGGACACUUGCUCUACUCCGUUUGGUAAAAGGUUGCUGAAGCAGUGGCUCUGUGCUCCGCUGUGUAACCCCACGUCCAUCGGGGACAGACUGGAUGCGGUGGAGGACCUGAUGGGAGCUCAGUCUCAGGCGACUGAGGUCUCAGAAUUGCUGAAAAAGCUUCCAGAUCUGGAGCGACUCCUUAGUAAAAUCCACAGCAUCGGCACUCCAUUGAAGGGCCAGGACCACCCUGAUUCUAGAGCAGUGCUGUAUGAGGAGGUCACUUACAGCAAGCGCAAGAUAGCAGACUUCCUGUCAGCACUGGAAGGUUUCAAAACCAUGCAAGACAUUAUCUCUGCCUUUGCUCAAGUUUCAGGCGAGUUUCGCUCCAUGCUGCUUCGUCAGAUUGUCAGUCUGAAGACCGAAGAGAAAGGCCUCUUCCCUGAUCUCUCAGCAGAACUGAAGCGCUGGGAGACCGCCUUUGACCACCAGAAAGCCCGCACAACUGGUGUCAUAACCCCUAAAGUUGGCUUUGACCCGGAUUACGACCAGGCCCUUGCAGGAAUCAAAAACUGCGAGCGGGAUCUGCAGGACUAUCUGGAGAGGCAGAAGAAGAGACUCGGCUGUAAAAACAUGGCCUACUGGGGAACCGGGCGAAACCGCUUUCAGAUGGAAGUUCCAGACAGCGUUUCAGAGAGGAACGUCCCCGAGGAGUACGAAGUGAAAUCUACCAAGAAAGGCUGGAAGCGCUACGUGACAAAGGAGAGUGAGCGGCUCUUUUCAGAGCUGCAAGUAUUUGAGGAGAAGAGAGAUGCAGCACUAAAAGACUGCAUGAGAAGGCUCUUCUACAACUUUGACAAGAACUACAGAGAUUGGAAGACUGGUGUGGAGUGCAUGGCAGUGCUUGAUGUGCUGCUGGCUUUUUCACGCUACAGUCUGGGUGGAGAUGGCCCGAUGACCAGACCCCAGGUGGUGCUUCCAGAGGACAACCAUGAUGCGCCCUUCAUCAAGCUUACCGGAUCCCGUCACCCCUGUGUGACAAAGACGUUUUUUGGAGAUGACUUCAUUCCUAACGACAUCUUCAUCGGGUGCCCUGGGAGCAGCGAAAGCGAUGAGGUGGAAGGUUGCGCUUCCUGUGUUCUUGUAACGGGGCCAAACAUGGGUGGAAAAUCUACCCUCAUGCGACAGUGUGGACUCGUGAUUAUACUAGCUCAGCUCGGAUGCUAUGUUCCAGCGGAGAGCCUUUGCUUCACUCCAGUCGAUCGGGUCUUCACUCGACUGGGAGCCUCAGAUCGAAUCAUGGCUGGUGAGAGCACCUUCUAUGUGGAGCUAAGCGAGACAGCCAGCAUAUUGCACCAUGCCACUAAGCACUCGCUGGUGCUCCUUGAUGAACUAGGAAGAGGCACCGCUACAUAUGAUGGCACAGCAAUCGCCAGCGCUGUUGUGAAGGAGCUUGCUGAGAAGAUCUGCUGUCGCACACUGUUCUCCACACACUACCACUCGCUGGUGGAGGACUACGCAAACAAUCCCGCUGUGCGCCUGGGCCACAUGGCGUGCAUGGUGGAGAAUGAAUGCGAGGAUCCAAGUCAAGAAACAAUCACAUUCCUCUACAAGUUUAUCACCGGCGCCUGUCCAAAGAGUUAUGGGUUCAACGCUGCUCGGCUCGCAAACCUACCAGAGGAGGUCAUCCAGUCUGGACACAGGAAGGCCAGAGAGUUUGAGAAAAGCACCAUCAGCCUCAGACUAUUCAGAAAGCUCUGCCAGUUUGCUGAAGAUGCUACUCUGGACAGCACACGCUUCACUUCACUCAUUCAACUGCUUAACACCCUGUAGUUUACUUAUAAGCUGUGCUGAUGUUUGUUUGUUCUUUUCAGCACUUGGAAAAAACACUACUGCAAUGAUCUAAUAAAGUUUAUUUUAAAAAAUGA